Molecule: messenger RNA, 6513 nt
Organism: Mus musculus (house mouse)
Lineage: Eukaryota; Metazoa; Chordata; Mammalia; Rodentia; Muridae
Gene: Tmem161b
Product: transmembrane protein 161B
Exons: 9
Coding region: 4510-5427 (305 amino acids)
Cellular component (GO): plasma membrane
Source: RefSeq, a predicted model, not a curated record
AGACCUUGUGUUUAAUUUUGAAAAGAUUUGUCAGUUAAAGAAUUUUCCUUUUUUGAAUUCUUUACAGAAUUUUUAGGAUAUGUUAACUUUCUUCUUUGACAGUUUCUUACUGAAUGUGAUCAAUUUAUUGAAUGUGAUCAAGUUACAGUGUAAUUUGAUCACAUUCAAUAAACAUUCUUCUUGUAACUUCUUAAAAUUUCAAAAUAGGGUAGUUCUAAAAGGUAAAUGUAGGAAAAGAUGUAACUUUUUUCCCAUUUCUCUUUUUAUCCAUGUAGCAUAUCAGAAAGGCUAGCAGACAGUUUCUCCUUUGUAAUGAGCUCUGUGUUUGUACUGGGAAUAAAGGGAGGAUUUCCUUCCAGUGCUUAAUACCCUGUGAUCCUGAGACAGAGAUAUUCUGAUUUUCCUUUCUCUUCCAGUCCCUCCAGUACAGAUAGCAUUUCAUUAAGUUUCACUCAGGUUUACUGUGCUAGCUACCUUUGAAAAUCUUGUUUGUAGCAAAACAUAUUUCACUGCCUUCCUUCAAUAAUUUAUUUUUAUUUCUUGGAAAGUAAGCUUUCCCAGAGUAGUGAUUCAUCAGUCGAUCAGAACGUCAUUUCCAUCUUGUUUGCCAUAGAACUCUCCUUCUAUAAACUUGAAAGAGUUACGUUUUAUGUGUCACUCUGUGUGUACACACAUUGAAAGAGCAGAGAAGAGCUGCAGGAGUCUGCUGCUUCGCCAUGUUGGUUUGAGACGAGGCUCAGGCUUGCGACCCAGCACCUUCGCCUUCUCAGCCAUUUCCACUUCCGCCUUCCCCAGCUUUGGUUUUUUUUGUUUUUUGUUUUUUGUUUUUUGUUUUUUUUUGAGACAGGGUUUAUCUGUGUAGCCCUGGCUGUCCUGGAACUCACUUUGUAGACCAGACUGGCCUCGAACUCAGAAAUCCACCUGCCUCUGCCUCCCAAGUGCUGGGAUUAAAGGCAUGUGCCACCACACCCGGCCUAUUUUGCUAUUUUUUGUUUUUUAAAUUAUUAUUGGUAUUCUGAUGUUUUCCUGUUAAGUCCUCUUUUACCCUUUAGAUUAACAAAACAAAAGCUAGAUUCUGUACCUUAGGAAUUGGGUGGUUUUGUUUUUGUUGUUUUGUUUUUGUUGUUGGUUUUUUUUGUUUGUUUGGUUUGGUUUGGUUUGGUUUGGUUUGGUUUUGGUUUUUUGAGACAGGGUUUCUCUGUACAGCCCUGGCUGUUCUGGAACUCACUUUGUAGACCAGACUGACCUUGAACUCAGAAAUCUGCCUGCCUCUGCCUCCCAAGUGCUGGGAUUGUUAAAGGCAUACACCACCACUGCCCAGCUUGGAUUUGGUCUUAUUUUUGUAAAAUCAUCUGUUUUGAAAAUUCAUGUUCGUGAGUUCUAGGAAGCUUUUUUGUAAUUAUUUAUCUAAUGAACAUUUUGUGGAUGCUUAUUGCUGAGGAAGUAGAGUCUCCUAUACUAGCAUCUGGGAUUGUCUGUAUUUCAUAUGUAUGGUUAUUAUAAUUUUGUAUUUUUUAGGAAAUUUUCUUAACUUUCUCAACUAUUUUCUUAUGUUUCUCCCUUAGACUUUUACUACAGUUUAAAAUGUUCGUGAGCUCUUUAUUUUUUAACUCCUUUGAAAAUCUGUCUUAUUACAUUUUGUGUCUUUUUAUUAGUGAUAAAUAUUCCUUAUAGAAUGCUUCUCUUUCCACUUUUGUUAAAGUUUAUACAUAUGUGGGAAUGGAUAUACUUCCUAUGCAGAUUAUUUUAUGUGGUAUAGCCAUUCAUAUAUUAUCAAAGAAAAGAACAUACACUGUGAUUAGCCACUCAUAUUUUCUGUCAUUUUUCAUUUUAUUUCACAUUGCUUCAUGUGAUUGAUGGCAGCACUCUUACACAGUCCUUAGCAAUGAACUAGUUCUACUCCAUUUAAGUGGUGUUUUCAUAAAGGGUUCCAAACAAUGGCAUCUCCCCCACAGGAAUGUUGUGUGUGAAGAUGUUAGAGAAAAGAAAGUAGUAGAAUAGUAUAAAUAACUGGAUAUGUGAGUUCUAUUUAACAUUGCGUGUGAGAUAAUAGCCUACUGCAAUUACAUCCAUUCUAGACAUGGAAUUAAAUGCCAUACACCAAAGAAGAAUGUGCUGACAGCCCGUGCUUGUCGUAGCUUUAACUGCUCUCAUCUUUAUGAAUCAAAUCUACUAGCAGUGACUACUGUUUAGGAUUUCUUCAUCUCCUUAUUGUAUGUCCCUACUUAUGAGUCAAAUGCAGGCCUCUGCAGACUUCCAAGCACAUACACAUUAAUUGAUUCAGAUAUUCUCUGCAGUUGUUACUAAUGAAAUAUUAGUGGUUAAAGUACUUCUCCAAUUAGGAGCAUUUAACUUAAUCAGUUUAGUGAUUAAGUUACAUAGGCCAGUUGUUUUAUUUACAUAAUCAUUUGUUCCUUUUCUUGGUGUAUUUAUGUUGAUGUACUUACAUUGGACAGCAGAAACAUUUUCUGUAGUCUUGAGUGUCCUAAAAGAAAGAGACUGGCAUUUUGAAUGCAUGAUACUAAAUUUAAAUGUUGGAGCCUGGAUGUGGGCCACCUCUGGUCAUCAGUGCACUCUAAACUGACCCUGACUUCCCUCCUCAUUGGUUUGUAGCUCUGCACAUCAUCGUUGACCAGGCUUCAUGCUUCAGUCCUAUUUAUGCCAUGAGCUAGAGUGUAAGGCAAUGACAGUGAAGACCUCGAGCACAGGGAAGCAGCUGUUCUAAUGGUCUUUACUUCAUGUGACAUCUCUGAUUAUAGAGCAUUUUAAUCUCAUUAUGAAGAAAUGAAAAGCAAAGAGAGUGGUAUUCAGUUAACAGAACAACUACUAUCUUCGUAUAAGCAGCAUCAGAGACAACUGAAGAUGAAAAAAAUAAAACCAAAAGAAAAAAAAAAAAAACAAAACUACUGGCUCCAUAUAUAACUAAUUUGUGCUGUGCACCAACAAGAACCUGCUUUAAAUUUCCAUGCCAAUUUACAACCCCCAGACUGUACCAGGCAAGGUUAGUGGCUAUUGAAAAUACCACCAGGACAGGGCUAUCUAAAGGCACAUUCGGUAGUGUGUUAACUAUACAAAAAAAGACACUGUACAGUUUAAAAACAAAUCUUACACAGCCUUACAUUUCAAUUUUUUUUCUUUAAAAGGAGUGAGUUGUGUACAGGGGGGAUAAAAGCUUUAUAGACAAGAAAAAAAACUGUGCUAGAACCAACUUAUUCAUCAUCAUCUUCUUCAUCUUUGUCUUUCUCUCCUUCCUCCUCUUCCUCGUCCUCUUCAUCCUUCUCGUCAUCUUCCUCUUCCUUCUUUUUCUUGCUCUUUUCAGCCUUGACCACCCCCUUUUUUGCUGCAUCAGGUUUUCCUUUAGCUCUGUAGGCAGCAAUAUCCUUCUCGUACUUCUCCUUCAGCUUGGCAGCUUUCUUCUCAUAGGGCUACUUGUCAUCCGCUGCAGUGUUGUUCCACAUCUCUCCUCGUUUCUUUGCAACAUCACCAAUGGAUAAGCCAGGAUGCUCGCCUUUGACUUUGGGGCGGUACUCAGAACAGAACAAGAAGAAGGCCGAAGGAGGCCUCUUGGGUCCAUUGGGGUCCUUGAACUUCUUUUUGGUCUCCCCUUUGGGGCGGAUGUAGGUUUUCAUUCUCUUUCAUAAUAAGCUUUGUCAGCCUUUGCCAUAUCUUCAAAUUUCCCCUUUUCUUUAGCAGACAUGGUCUUCCACCUCUCUGAGCACUUCUUGGAAAACUCUGAGAAGUCGACAGAAGCAUCCGGGUGCUUCUUCUUGGGCUCCUCCCGGCAGGUUUGCACAAAGAGUGCAUAUGAGGACAUUUUGCCUCUCGGCUUCUUAGGAUCUCCUUUGCCCAUGUUUAGCUGAUUUUCCUCUGAGAGGCACAGAGUCGCCCAGUGCCGGUCCAGCUCUCGCAUGACCCGGCGCGCUGUCCCUUGGAGCUCAAUGUACUGCAAAGGCUGUGAGUGGGAGCCAGCUCUAUCAAAGUUUCUUAUGUCUGUCUACAUUUGUUUACUGAGUGCAUUCUUUCAAGGAGCAUGAGGUCCAAGUGCUAGGUUUGCGCUAUAUUUGACUUGAUCCUAACUAAAGGAGUAAAUAUGUGUUAUGUGGAGUUCAGGUAACAUGUUGCCUUUUGUUUUAUUUUCAAGGUGGGCAUGUUGAAACUUUGAUCAGUUUGGAAUAUUCAGUUGGAAUUGUCUUUGUUUAGCCCUCAUAUGAAUGAUGGAUAGUUCUAAAUAGUUUUCAUAUAACACCAGCAGAUUUUCAUUAGUUUUCACUUCCCAAGGACAUCUGACAGACACUGGAUAGAAUCAAAGCAAAUACUGGGUGUUCUUUUGGCAUUUGCCUGAUGUAAAGAUGGCUGUGCAUAGCUCCCACAAGUUAUUUGUGGUUUUUCCUGAACUUUUCCUUUUGCAGCAAAGUUCUAUUUUCAUUAACUACACACUAUUUUAAAGUAGAAGAUGGAGGUGAAAGGUCAGUUUGUGUCACCUUUGGAUUUUUUUUCUUCGUUAAAGCAAUGGCAGUUUUGAUCGUAACAGAGAACUACCUGGAGUUUGGCCUUGAAACAGGGUUUACAAAUUUUUCAGACAGUGCAAUGCAGUUUCUUGAAAAGCAGGGUUUAGAAUCUCAGGGCCCUGUUUCAAAACUUACUUUCAAAUUUUUCCUGGCUGUUUUCUGUUCACUCAUUGGGGCUUUUUUGACAUUUCCUGGAUUACGGCUGGCUCAAAUGCAUCUGGAUGCCCUGAAUAUGGCAACAGAAAAAAUUACACAAACAUUACUUCAUAUCAACUUCUUGGCACCUUUAUUUAUGGUUCUGCUCUGGGUGAAACCAAUCACCAAAGACUAUAUCAUGAACCCACCGUUGGGUAGAGAGAGUGUCCCUCUAAUGACAGAAGCCACAUUUGAUACUCUUCGACUCUGGUUAAUAAUCCUGCUCUGUGUUUUGCGGUUGGCCAUGAUGCGAAGUCACCUGCAAGCAUAUUUAAAUUUGGCCCAGAAAUGUGUGGAUCAAAUGAAGAAAGAAGCUGGCCGAAUAAGUACAGUUGAGCUACAGAAAAUGGUGGCGCGAGUCUUUUACUACCUGUGUGUCAUUGCCCUGCAGUAUGUGGCACCUCUGGUAAUGCUGCUUCAUAUGACUCUGCUUCUGAAAACACUAGGUAAUCAUUCCUGGGGAAUUUAUCCAGAAGCCGCCUUUCCCUUGCCAGUGGAUAAUAAUCUCCCCGCCAACUCGGCUUACCCUGAACUACCAUCACCUGAUGGGAAGAUGAAGGUAACUGUUACACAAAUCACAGUGGCCCUGAGCAGCUUAAAAAACAUCUUCACGCCUCUCCUUUUUCGAGGACUUCUGUCAUUUUUGACAUGGUGGAUUGCAGCUUGCCUCUUUUCUACAAGCCUUUUUGGGCUUUUCUAUCAUCAGUAUUUGACAGUGGCAUGAAUUUCAGUCAAAAACGGAUAUCCAAGUCACACUUUAAAUUCAAAUAUCUGUGCCCUUGAAGGAUUGACAAAAGAAGAAUGCAAAUAGAACGGAGAAAAAAAUUAUUGGAGUGUUUUGUUUUGAAUGCUUCCUCUGUACUCUCAGGGUGAAUUAAUGUUGUAAUAUUUAAAACUCAUGAGAUAGGUUGUUACACUGUUACACACUGUGGCAUUGGAAUUGUAACUCAUUGAGAGAACUAAUGUGAGAGGGCUCUCUGCAGGGGUAAUCCUUCUGAUUAUCUUGGUUUACAGUUGCAAACCUCCAACAGUCUGUUAGACUUCUUCUAGGACUCCAGUUACUGACUGCUUUUCAUGGUGUUGUGGUACUGUUACUACUCAUAGUUGCUGCCUACAGAACAAUCUUCAAACUGAGCCAUGCUCGAGGGAAGGGAAAGGAACGAAAAUUACUUCUGUUGGUAAUGUAUUAGUCUUAAAAAAAAAUCCAACAGAAAGGAAGAGAAAGCUACUGUAUAUUACAGUAAGAAAAGCUGCAUAGUCAUUUUAAAUUGAAUGGAGAUAUAAAUUACCUAUUGUCUACAAGUACUGUUACUUGAGAGUAGCAGGAAUAUUCUUUUAAAGUGAAUGCCACCCAGCUUGAAAGUUCUUUUUAAAUGAUUGGCCAUAUGAACAUCAGCGGUCUCACUGUUAGUUUUGGGCCUUGCUGUAUUUUAUUUUUUCUUUGAUUUUAAAUAGUUAUGUUUAAUCUAAAAAUAUUUAUCAAUACUGAUCAAAUUUGAGAAUUACUUUGCAAUCCUGCUGACUACGUGUAUGUAUUGUGUAUAUAUUAUAUAUUAAAUAUAUAAUAUAUUGAGGUUAUAAAAGAUGAAAAUAUUGAAUCCUUAUAAUAUUUUAAGUUUCAGAACGUACGUUAAACAAUGAUUUGAAUGAGAUGUAUUUGUAUCUGGAAAUUUCUGUUUGGAAUGAGAUUAAAAUACAUUUUUUUAAAGCUCAACAGAGUGUAAUUUAUUUGUUGUACAUAUAUGAUAAUAGUACUUAAAAUGUCAUGAAGAUUAGUUGAUUUCUCACAAAUUAAAUUUCAUUUUCUGUU